Nerophis ophidion (straightnose pipefish) is the source of this 4285-nucleotide messenger RNA. RefSeq names its product neurabin-1-like. Gene Ontology annotation, molecular function: actin filament binding. NCBI's taxonomy places the organism in Eukaryota, Metazoa, Chordata, Actinopteri, Syngnathiformes, Syngnathidae. The transcript has 19 exons. Gene Ontology annotation, biological process: actin filament organization; neuron projection development; calcium-mediated signaling. Gene Ontology annotation, cellular component: cytoplasm; actin cytoskeleton; postsynaptic density. Bases 398 to 3751 code for a protein of 1117 amino acids. The record is from RefSeq and is a predicted model, not a curated record.
GGGAAUAUUUGAUGCUAGGCUAAACAUGCUGCUUUCAUGUACCCUCGAGAAUGGGAACUCUCUUUGGGGGAAUAUUUGAUGCAAAACAAAUAUGUAGGGCUACUAAAAAGAUUUUGAGAGUAAAAAUGGCGUAUUUCGUAUUGUUUAGUCCGGGUCCCUUGAUCACAUCGUAACCUAUAUGUUGUCCAAUCUCCUACAUUCCCUAAAUGCAGCAAACAAGGUGCUAACAAUUACAGGUGUGUGGAAAGUUGGACAGCCCAAACGCCGUCAUUUCUGCUCAUGGGACCAGCCUACCUGAAGUUCACGGAUAACUUCCUUAACCAGCUCACCUUAAAGUUCUACAAUAUCUCUUGCACACUACCUGAGAAGUAUAUCAGUGGACGUCCAUCCUCCAAAGAUGCGUACAGACCACAAAGGCAGAAGCGCCUCUCCUCACAGGAUCACAUACGAGACCGACUUCCAUGCCAUUAAAUGCUCCUUUGACAGUGGGACCAGCCUGAAGCAUGGCUCCAAAGCUGCCCCUGCCCAGUGUGCUGACCUUCACCCCUCCGCACUACCAACCAGUUCCUCCGAUCCCCUUGUGUGCGGCCGACCAAGAACCCACAGCAGCAGAGGGAGUAAAAUCCGAGACAACAUCUUCCUCCAAAUGGACAGCCAACAGUCGAAACAAGAUGGUGGCUCGGUGCAGUGUAGCUCCGGCUCUACAAGCACCCUCCUUUCGCCGCAAAGCCCGAGCCUGCAGCUCCAAACGUCACCUUUUUCUGCCUGCAGACGUCCGGUCAUGGGUUCUGUCGCCAGCAUUUGCACACCUGAAGCCUUCUUGCAAGAUAAAGCAGCCAGAUCAGAGGAGAUGAGGGAUAUAGACAGAGCUGCCCUGGCCCAAAAGUUCUCUGUGACCAGGAAGUUGUUUGAGACCAAGGUUUCCACGGGCACUUCUCCGGCUCAGGUGUCCAGAUGUAGUCUGAGCAAAGAAAAAGAGAGCUUGGUUCCAGACAAAUGCACAAAAGAACUCACUAGAAAUAUGUGCAUUCCAACAACAGACCCUAAAUCUCUUACAUCCAAUCUCCUCGGUGGGUCUCCUUCCUGUGUAGGCUCCGAAACUCAAAGAGAAGAAGAGGCCAAAGAAAUGAUUGUGGAGCCAUGCUUGAACCCUGAAGAGCCACUCAGGGCUGAGCUUGUCUACGUGAAGUCCUCGGAUAGCGAUGAAAGCGAGGAGAAGGAAUGGGUCGCGAUUAAAAGUGAUGAGCUGAUGGGGGAAAAUGUUGAAGAGCUGGUGGAUGAAGUUUUUGAAGAGCCCAGUGUGGAGACGGUGGGACUAAACACAAGUGACUGUCCUAAGAUAGCUGACAACUACGAGCAAGUGAGCCAACAAUGUCGUGAGACUGAGAGGGAGGAGCUGAACCGACAUGCUGACGAGCCAAGAGAGGAGCUCUAUGGGAUGGUUGAAGUGCAGAGCCUAAGGUCUACAAAGGCGGGGAAGGUGACACCUGAGCUGCAGGAAUGUGCCGUCAUGGAGCAGAAGGUAUUGGCAGAAGAUGACGAUGGAAAGGUUGAAGGAGGCAGGGAGGUCAAAUCUCCAGGACAGGAGUGUGAUGUAACAUCUCCCGUGCGAGGUGUGGACACUUCUUUGCUUUCAUUGGAAUACCAAGAAAUUCCCGGCAUUCCUCAACUGCCUGAUGGAGAUGAUGGAGAUGCAGCAGAAAACUCAAGUCGAAAAGUCUGCUUCUCAUCAGCACCAAUCAAGGUCUACAACACCUACUCCAACGCGGACUACCACCGACACAAUGAAGACAUCGACCCCGUGUCCGCCUCGGCCGAGUACGAGCUGGAGAAGCGAGUGGACAAGAUGGAUGUUUUUCAAGUGGAAAUACAAAAGGGAGACGAUGGCCUGGGUAUCAGUAUCAUAGGGAUGGGAGUAGGAGCGGACCAGGGCCUGGAAAAACUCGGAAUCUUUGUCAAGACUGUCACCGAAGGAGGCCAAACACACAAAGAUGGCAGGAUCCAGGUGAAUGACCAGAUCGUGGAGGUGGAUGGAGUCAGUUUGCUGGGCGUGUCGCAGCUGUUUGCAUCCACGGUGCUGAAGAACACGUCAGGCUUGGUCAAGUUUCUGAUUGGCCGAGACAAGGAGGGGAUAGAGAGUGAGGUUGCGCGCUUAGUCAAUGAAAGCCUGGAAUUGGAGAAGACAUCGCCAAAGGAAAAGAAUGCAACAAGCGAGGAGUCCGAAAGUGAUGAUUGUGUGUCUGAGGAAGAGGAUGAAGAGGCAUCGAUACUUUCUUGUCUUGAUGGCGACCAGGUGUGCCUCAAAUACCGGAAGCUCGGCUCCAGACUGAGAAGUCGAGCAGCCCAGCUCCAGCAAGCCAGAGAGAAGUUGAAAGCUUAUGAGGAGCAGCAGGCGAGCUGGGAGAGCCAGAAGGCUGAGCUGGAACAAAAAGUGAAAGAUGGAGAAGAGAAGGCUGACAAGCUAGAAAAGUACUGGCAGGAGGCUCAGACUCUGUGCAGGCUGGUCAGUCAGCGCCUGGCGGACGCCCAGAGCCAGUCGGACAGCCUGGAGGUCAAGUACUGCAAGGCCAAGAGAGUCCUGCGAGACUACCAGAGCAGGGAGGAGGAGGCGCAGAGGAGGGAGGCGGACUUGCGUCAGGAAUUAGAGGAGCUCAGGGAGACCAGAGGAAGACUUCAAGCUCAGCUGGAGGGGAAAGAACCGCAGUCCGGAGGGCAGAGUCUGGCCUCAGAUCCAGACUGGCACGUGGCGGUCCCUGGCACCCAGCGACUGGACUGCAGUGCUCACAUAGCUCGAGGUCAGCUGGCCCAGAAGUCCCGGCGCCACCCGCCCUCCCGUGACAAGCUGAGGGAGAGCCUGAAGAAGGAGCAGGAUGAAGGUCAAGGGUCACCGUCGCAGGCGGAGGUGAUGGUGCCAAGCCAGGACGUGACCCCGCCCAUCUACGUCAGUGUCACCAGCAGCCCCCCCCACACCAAGUCCUCCUCCUCCAGGAAGUCCAAGAGGAAGAUUCCUGACUUCAGCGGCCUGCGUAAGUCCCUGGGCAAGAUGAAGAACCAGAACAGGCGCACAAGGGUGUCUUGUGGCCACCUGGCGCAGGAGCCCUCUCAAGUGUCUCCAUCAGGCUCCGCCUCCUCCAUGCCCUCCUGCUUGCCCUUCACCUGGUUUGGGGAGCGUGGAAGAGAGAAAGAAGAGGAGGGCGAGAGAGGCGUCGGCUGGAAGCUGCGCUCCAUGUCCAGCAGCAGCCUGCCUUACCUGACCACCUCAGGGCGAGGACAUCAGAGUGUUGGCUUCAGCUGGGAGGGGCGUGGCUCUAAUCACUGGGAGGGGCGUGGCUCUAAUCACUCGCUUUCUGGACACUCUCUCUCUUUCACCUUGUCUUCCUCAGAGACCUUGGAGCAGGCGGAGGAGGAGCAGCCGUGGCAAAGUGGAGCGGUGUCAGAGUGGAGCAGCCAUCAUGUGAGUCAAUGGCUGGCGGCCGCCAACAUGGAGGGGUGCGUGGCCCGCCUCUCAGCUGCAGGAGUGGACGGCACACAGCUGCUGGCCAUGGACAAGGACAAACUCAAGGCCCUGGGCGUGAGGCAAAGUGAGCGCUGCGCCCUCAAGAAGAAGCUGAAGGAGCUGAAGAAGCGAGAUGAGAAAGAAGAGAAGGUGAGACGUAAGGAGAGAGCCAAGAAGGAGAAGGCAGGCUUGCUGAUGGACAACAGGAAGUGGCCACACACUGACACACUUCCUGGGACCGAGUCUCUGCUCUAGAACAACUGUUCUUGGACCUUCACCAGCAUCUUGCCUCUUUUUUAUACUUCUUUUAAAUUGUAUCUUUUAAUAAAUAAGGCUUUCAAAUUUUACUUCUUUUAAUUUGUCAUAAAAAUGUUACACUCUGCAACUUUUUCAAAUGUAUUCCAGAAAAUGUUUGCUCCUUGACUCCUGCAAAUGGACUGAAUAUUCAGACAUGUACUAACAACAAAUACUUAAAGAUGUACUAACAACAAAUAUCUAGAGAAGGACUAAGAGAACAAAUAUUUAGACAUUUACUAACAUAACAAAUAUUUAGAGAUGUACAAAGAAUAUGUAGAGAAGUACUAACAAGAAUGCAGUGACUCUUUGGUGUGUGUGGUGCACGUAACAAAGGACCCUUGAGAGAAUAAAUAGCAAAUGGCUAUAAAAUGAAUUGCAAUCCAACUAAGCCCUGAAGCACAAAGACGUGAUAUUUACAUGACAGUCCUUUUAGGCAAUGGCUUAGGAUUGUGAAUAAUGUUCGUUCUCAUGCCAGGUUGUCCUCCAAGACUU